This is a messenger RNA of Prunus mume (Japanese apricot), 1491 nucleotides long. Lineage: Eukaryota; Viridiplantae; Streptophyta; Magnoliopsida; Rosales; Rosaceae. The record is from RefSeq and is a predicted model, not a curated record.
AUGAAGCCAUUCCUCUUUCCACUGCUUGGUGGCUUUGCUUUUAUGCUCCUCCUAGUUCAUGCCCAGGAUGAUCAAACAGGCUUUAUUAGCAUAGACUGUGGCCUUGCAGAAAAUACCAGCUAUACAGAAAAGAUGACAGGAAUUAACUACAUUUCAGACGAAACCUUCAUAAGCACCGGUGAAAAUAACGUCGUAUUGCAAGAGUACAGAAAUAAGUAUCAAGAGCCCUACAUGUCUCUUAGGAGUUUCCCUGGAGGGAUCAGGAACUGCUACAAAAUCAAUGUCACAAAUGGCACCAAAUAUUUGAUCAGAUCAAGUUUCAAAUAUGGGAACUAUGAUAGGCAGAAUAUAUUGCCAGAAUUCGACUUGCAACUUGGAACUAAUGUUUGGGAUUUGGUGAAGAACUUGUCCUCCAGCGGAUUAACAGGGGAGAUAGCUCCUUAUAUAUCCAAUCUCACCAUGAUCCACAUUUUAGAUUUAUCAAACAACAAUUUAACUGGAUCAAUCCCAGACUUUUUGUCUCGACUGCGUAAGUUAAUGGUCCUCAACUUGGAGAAAAACAAACUCACUGGUUCAGUUCCCGUAGGACUCAUUCAGAAGAGGAAGGAUGAACGCUUUACAUACCCAGAGAUUGUGGAGAUUACCAGUAAUUUUAAAUCAAUAAUUGGAAGAGGCGGAUUCGGAGAAGUCUACUUUGGCACUCUGCAAAAUCAGACUCAAGUUGCUGUCAAGUUACUGAUUUCAUCGUCAACACAGGGCUCAAAAGAAUUUGAAAAUGAGGUUAAACUGUUGAUGAGAGCUCAUCAUAGAAACUUGGUUGCUCUGGUUGGGUACUGUGAUGAAGGGGAGACUAUGGCAUUAGUUUAUAAUUUCGUUGCUAAUGGAAAUUUGCAACAGCGUUUAUCAGCUGAUGUAACUUUACACGUUUUGACCUGGAAGGAGAGACUUCAAAUUGCAGUUGAUGCAGCACGAGGACUGGAUUAUCUACACAAUGGCUGCAAGCCAUCAAUAGUACAUAGAGAUCUAAAGACUUCAAAUAUCUUGCUAAAUGAAAAUCUUCACGCCAUGACAGCCGAUUUCGGUCUUUCUAAAGUUUUUGCAACUGAAAGUGCCACUCAUGUAUCAACUGACCCUAAAGGAACAUUUGGGUACCUUGAUCCUCAAUAUUACUACACAGGAAAGCUGAAAAAAAGGAGUGAUAUAUACAGCUUUGGGAUUGUGUUGCUAGAGCUAAUAACUGGGACCUACAACACCUCUUCUGCUUGGAAAGCUCUACAAAUUGCCAUGGCAUGUGUGUCUUUAAAAGCAAUCCAAAGGCCUGAUAUAACUUUUAUCUAUAAGGACUUGAAGGAAUGCUUGGAAAUUGAGAUGUCCUCUGGAAGAGCACAAAUUGUAGGGAACGAUGAUACAAGUUCAAGCAGCUCAAUUAGAAUGGCCUCCCAAAUUGAGUCAGAAACUAGUUCAAGCAGCCCAGUUAUUAUCUCUAUAUAG